CAGGAUCUGAAUCAAGGCAACCCUGAUCUCCACACAGCAGAGAACUACAGUGCAGAAGCCUGGAAACAGAAAGAGCCAAAUCCAACACAAUAUCAUGGCUGUCUCACAUGAUGAGGACUACUACUACCAUGAAAACAUCAGCCUCAACUACAGCUAUGAGGACUAUCCAGCACUGUGUGAGAAGGGUGAUAUCCGAUCUUUCGCUGCCUACUUCCUUCCCAUCAUGUACAGUCUGUGUUUAGUUGCAGGACUGACAGGAAACGUUCUGGUCCUGGCAGUAUACGCUUACCACAAACGGCUAAAGACCAUGACGGACACAUUCCUGAGCCACUUGGCCGUGGCCGACUUGUUGCUUCUCUUUACGUUGCCUUUCUGGGCCGCAGAUGCCGCCAGAGGCUGGGAGUUGGGGGACACCGUCUGUAAAAUCGUGUCGGCCUGCUAUACCUUGAACUUCAACUGCUGCAUGUUGCUGAUGGCCUGCAUCAGCUUGGACCGCUACCUGGCGGUUCUCAGACUGCAGGGUGAAGCUGAAAGAGGGAGAUUACAGAGGCUUUUUAACAGGAGGCACUGCUGGAAAUGGUGCUUAGCUGUCUGGGGAACGGCCUCUCUUCUUGGUCUACCAGAUUUAAUCUUCUCAGAAGUAUUGUGGACAUCACAUAGGAAUGUCUGCGUGGCCAUCUACCCUUCAUCUAUGGCUCGAAGUGCUAAAGGUAUUCUGGAGGUGGCUGAGGUUCUACUGGGAUUCCUCCUUCCUCUCCUGGUCAUGGUGAUCUGCUACUGGUCUGUUGGUCGAGCUCUGAAAAGCCUAUCCAUUGAGAGCAGGGGGAAGAAGUGGAGAGCUCUGCGGGUUCUCCUGAUAGUAGUGGGGGUGUUUGUCAUCACUCAGCUUCCAUACAAUGUGCUAAAACUGCACCGUGCCAUGGAUUUAGUGUACAUAUUUGUGACCCACUGUGGGACAAGCAAGGUGCUUGAUCAAGCAGCCCAGGUGACGGAAAGCCUUGCACUUAUUCACUGCUGCAUUAACCCAAUCCUUUACGCCUUUAUGGGGUCCUCCUUCAGGCAGCACAUGGUGAAAGUUGCUAAGAACUUUGGAGAGAAGAGAAGAAGGAGGCCACAAGGAAGGGAUGAAGAGUUGGACAUGUCGUUUAAUUCUCACAGUGUAACUCUGGAGACAAACUCGUUCUCAGUUUAAGUUCAUCCCAUUGUUCUCCAACUGUUUUACUGGGUUACCUUUAAUGGUCUUGAAAGUAUAUUGUGUCAACCAUGCAUGUAAUUAGCCUGAAGAGUUAAUCACCUGCCAACUGGAGCUACCUACACUACAGCCAAAUGAGGAAACUCUUUAAUCCAAAAUGGACGUUGUUUCAAACAAAAAAUGCUUUAAAG
Cyprinodon tularosa is the source of this 1383-nucleotide messenger RNA. It is a transcript of the gene ackr4a, whose product is annotated as atypical chemokine receptor 4a. Lineage: Eukaryota; Metazoa; Chordata; Actinopteri; Cyprinodontiformes; Cyprinodontidae. Gene Ontology annotation, biological process: chemotaxis; G protein-coupled receptor signaling pathway; immune response. Gene Ontology annotation, cellular component: membrane. Gene Ontology annotation, molecular function: scavenger receptor activity; chemokine receptor activity; chemokine binding. The coding region runs from base 95 to 1192 and encodes 365 amino acids. The record is from RefSeq and is a predicted model, not a curated record. The transcript is spliced from 2 exons.